AUGUUGAUCCCCGCGCUCUCCUUCCGGUCGCUGAGCUCCGUGACGGACGCAACGGACGCGCUACUGCGCCGUCUCAGCACAUUGGGACUCGUCUACGCGUCUCUGCCGCAUCAGCUGCUGCUCGAAGGGGCGCCACUCGCUCCGCCCGACCGCAACGCAGUGCACUCGAAGGCGCUCAAGACGACUGUGCUGGCCACUCGCACUCUAUUAGGUCCGUUUUCACUCGAGAUGGUCGACGCAAUGGUCUCGUGGCUGGAUCAGGGACUGUCUCAGGUGCUAAUGGACGCUGCGUCGAGCGAAGACGCCGAACUCGAGCGCGUCGCUGUCGCUGUGUCGGAGCUGCCCGUCGCGCGAGUGGUCCUGCGCGUGCCGCUGGCGUCGCUGCGCACUGAGACCGUUGCGCACGUUGCAGCAAAGAUCGAGCGCUUGAGUCGUGUGGCCAGUGGGGUGGUACUUGCGCUCGACGCGGCCACGUGGACGCUCGAACGCGACGGAAUCGACGCGCUGGUGGCGUGUUUGCAGACGCUGAGGACGAGCGUAGAGGACACGUUCUUGUUGGCUGUCGAGGUCAGCACUGGACUGCUGGCCGCUGGAAGUGCAGAGAAGACGUUGGCGACGAUUCAACGUCUUCAUCACUGCAACGUCCACGUCGUGGCCCCGGGGUAUUGCCACGGGGAAGCAGAGGAGACGAAAGACGUGGUCGAGACCACUGGCGGAGCAGUGGUGGAUGCUGCAUUGGCAUUCGUCGCGUGUUUACGGACUGACCGUCCGGAUGGCCUGUUUGCAACGGUCGUCGCGGACGAAGCUGGCGUUGCGCUCGGACUCGUGUACUCGAGUGCAGAGAGUAUCGUGGCUGCUGUGUCGAGUGGACGUGGCGUCUACUACUCGCGGUCGCGCGGGGGUCUGUGGAAAAAAGGAGAGAGCAGCGGCCACACGCAGCAGCUGAUUCGUAUCGAUGUGGACUGCGACAGCGACGCGCUGCGCUUCACGGUGCGCCAGACGGGCGCGGGCUUUUGUCACCUGAACACCCGCUCGUGCUGGGGUCACGAUCGCGGCCUUCGUGCACUGGAGAGCAUGUUGUGCAGCCGCCACGAACACGCGCCGCCUGGGUCGUACACGAAGCGGCUGUUCGACGAUACUGAGCUGCUGCGCAACAAACUCGUCGAGGAGGCACAAGAACUCGCAGAAGCCGAGUCGAUCUCGGACGUAGCAGGCGAAGCCGCAGACCUGAUGUACUUUGCGAUGGUGCGCUGUGUGGCUGCUGGCUGCAAGCUCAGCGACGUCGAGAAAAUGCUCGACAAGCGCGCGUUAAAGGUGAAGCGACGACCUGGGAACUCGAAAGCGCACCGCAUCGCGGCUGCCAACGAGAUCUUGCAUGGCAAAGCGCUGCCCGACGACGACUCGAGCAGUGCAACGUCAGCGAAGAGCGACCAGAGCUAG
Messenger RNA from Hyaloperonospora brassicae, 1440 nucleotides. The record is from the annotation of a GenBank genome assembly. NCBI's taxonomy places the organism in Eukaryota, Oomycota, Peronosporomycetes, Peronosporales, Peronosporaceae.